AGUGUCGAGGCAUUAACACAGAUACUUGUCGUUCAGUCAGUCAGACAGCCAUCAGUUGGACAGGAUGGAGCUCCGUCCACUCUGUGUGAUGUUCUUGCUGACUGAACUCAUCCUCUGUACACAAACAGGUGAUUCAGAGAAACCUAAAGCUGUGCUGAUUAUAAAGCCUGAUCCACAGGUGUUCAGUGGAGAGAAAGUGACAUUCAAAUGUGAGAUACAGAGUGCAAAAGUCACAGAGUGGACAUACAGCUUGUAUAGGAAAGAUUACACAAAGAACUCAUACAAAGAAACACAAGAGUUCAUCAUCAGCUCAGUUACAGACUCUGACGGUGGUACAUACAUCUGCAGAGGGAUGAGCAGUGACUCUCAGUUCUCAGAGGACAGUGAUCCUGUUACACUCACUGUAUCAGAAAAACCCAAACCAACUGUGAUUGUGACUCGUCAGAGCUCCGUCUAUACUGGAGACAAUGUUACUCUGAGCUGUAAUCUGAUGUCCACUGGAUGGACUUUUCUCUUUUACGAAGGACCGACAUGGAAUUCCCUGUCCCGUGAAGCCUCAGACACCAAAACACACACUGUGAGAGUCUCUAAUGAAGGACGAGUAAAUUACUACUGUAAAGCACACAGAGGAAACUACUACUCUGAGAUGAGUGAACCAGCCACAAUUACAGUGACAGCAAGACCAAAGCCUGAAGUGAAAGUACAGCCAGCUGACCAUGGCUUUGUGUUUACUGGAGAAACUGUCACUUUCUCAUGUGAGAUAAAGACUGGAGGAUCCUGGGAGUAUCACUGGUUCAGGGAUAAUGAGAAACUCAGUGAUGCUGCAGGAAAGCAAAUCUACAAAAUCAUUAAUGUUAAAGAGUCUCAUAAAGGUGUUUACACAUGUAAAGGAACAUCAGACCCACAAUACACAGAGACUAGUGAUGCUGUUACACUGACUGUAUCAGAAAAACCUAAACCUGAACUCACAUCAGACCUUAAAGGAGCUGCACUGAUGGGAAACCCAGUGACUCUGUUCUGUACACUGAAGCUGCAGUCUGCUGGAUGGAAGUUUUACUGGAUCAAACCCACACAGAGCUCUGAGACUGAGACUGAAACACACCAGUACUUCAUCAGUCCUGUUAUUCUCUCUGAUGGAGGUCAUUACAAGUGCAGAGCUGGAAGAGGAAACCCAGUCUACUACACAGACUACAGUGAUGUACUCUGGGUAAAUGUUACUGGUGAAUCUUCUCCAGUGUCUCUGGUCAUCAGACCAAGCAGAACUCAACACUUUACUGCUGACUCUCUCUCACUGAGCUGUGAGGACCAGAGUAACUCUACUGGAUGGACAGUGAGACGAUACACACAUAAUGAGACAUCGUUCAAUUGUUCAUCAGUUUCAGGAUCUACAUGUAACAUCAGCUCCCUCUCUACAUCACACACUGGAGUUUAUUGGUGUCAGUCUGAAUCUGGAGAACGCAGUAAUUCUGUCAACAUCACAGUGCACAAUGGUGCUGUGAUCCUGGACAGUCCUGUCCAUCCUGUGACUGAGGGACAACCUCUGAUUUUACGCUGUUUAAAUAGACAAAAACUCUCAAACUCUGGUGUUUAUUUUUAUCAAAAUGAUUCCAUCCUCCAGAACCAGACUACAGGAGAGAUGAUCAUCAGUAGUGUCUCAAAGUCAGAUGAAGGUUUCUAUCACUGUAAACACCCAGAGAGAGGAGAGUCACCGAAAAGCUGGGUUUCAGUCAGAGAUGGAAAAGCUCCAACAUCUGUACUGAAGCUCCUCAGCAGUGUAGCAACAGCCUCCCUGUAUGUGCUGGUGACCAUCAUUCUGGCAGUGAAAUGUUACAGAGCUCGAGCUGAACCCGAUGAGGACAACAGACCAUACAGAGUGAUAGAAGCUGAAACGUCUUUCUGAGUGUCAGGUUAUAACAUUAUCUAAAACAUCUAUCUUUUAAAUAACAGCAGGUUCCAGUGCAACAGAGAACACAUACAUACAUGUCAUGAUGUAGUAAUGAGUGGUUGUGAGGCUUUAGAGGUGAUUUCUUUUCCUGAUGUACUGUAUUUUAUUACUCCUAUGCAUUUUCUUUUCACUAUUUAAACCUUAGAUUGUAUUAUUGCAUUUUGUCUAGCUAUAUGACAUACUGUUUGUUUUAAUUGAAUAAUAAUUUUCAGAAUAUAGCCAGCAUUCAUACAAUUUAGCAUUUACUCAGGGAUAAAUAUGCAGUAUGGUUUGAUACUAUAUAAUGGAAUAAAUCUUAAUUUUGUUAUUUUUUUAAGUAAAUACUUGGGCAGAAAAGUUUUGUUAAAAGAUUUUUUGAAUGUGACUGAAUCUUUAUUGAUUCAGUUUUUUACCUCAUUCUGUUUUUGCCUGCAUCUGUUUUUGCUGAUCACCUUACAAUCUCCUGUUUGUUGACCUUGAUUCCAUUUGAAGUUUUGUAUAUUUUGCUUGAGCUGUUCCUAAUAAACCGUCCACUGCAACUUGCAU
Tachysurus vachellii is the source of this 2470-nucleotide messenger RNA. Its product is annotated as Fc receptor-like protein 5. Gene Ontology annotation, molecular function: transmembrane signaling receptor activity. Bases 65 to 1900 code for a protein of 611 amino acids. The transcript is spliced from 10 exons. The record is from RefSeq and is a predicted model, not a curated record. Gene Ontology annotation, biological process: cell surface receptor signaling pathway. Lineage: Eukaryota; Metazoa; Chordata; Actinopteri; Siluriformes; Bagridae.